Messenger RNA from Boleophthalmus pectinirostris (great blue-spotted mudskipper), 1006 nucleotides. It is a transcript of the gene mmaa, whose product is annotated as metabolism of cobalamin associated A. The record is from RefSeq and is a predicted model, not a curated record. Gene Ontology annotation, cellular component: cytoplasm. Lineage: Eukaryota; Metazoa; Chordata; Actinopteri; Gobiiformes; Gobiidae. Gene Ontology annotation, molecular function: GTP binding; GTPase activity. The transcript is spliced from 7 exons. Bases 74 to 1006 code for a protein of 310 amino acids.
ACGUCAGCGUGUCCCGGAAGUACAACAUGGCUCAUAUGCAGCUCCUGUGCUAAACCUUCACAGCUGAUGCGAGAUGCCUCCGAUGUGUAACAAAAUGAGAAGAUAUGGACUUCCUCUUUUGCACCGUGCCUCCUCUUUGUACAUCGCCAAAAACACCUGCUGCCUUCACCAAAGACUAUCCCGUCCCUCCGCCAUUUUCCCCAGUGCCAGAUGUUUCACCACAGCUGUGAACACUGAGCACAUACAAGACCUGAGUGGACCAGAGCAGAGACUUCUCAAUAAACUGUAUGAGGGGCUGAUUGGAGGGCAAAGGGCGUCUCUGGCAGAGUCUAUCACAUUAGUGGAGACCCAGCAUCCCAGGAAGAAGGAGCUGGCUCAGGUGCUGCUGCAGAGGGUGCUGGCCUACAGGAGAGAGCAGGAGAAGCAGAACAGAGGGAGGCCGCUGGCGUUCAGAGUGGGUCUGUCUGGUCCUCCUGGUGCAGGGAAGUCCUCCUUCAUUGAGGUUGUGGGUAAGAUGCUGACGGGACGGGGGCAUAAAGUGUCCGUUCUCGCUGUGGAUCCAUCCUCGUGCACAACAGGAGGCUCCCUCAUGGGCGAUAAAACCCGAAUGACUGAGCUCUCCAGGGACAUGAGCGCGUUCAUUCGGCCCUCGCCCACCUCCGGGACCCUGGGCGGCGUUACCAGGACGACCAACGAGGCCAUCGUUCUGUGUGAAGGCGCCGGCUAUGACAUCGUCCUGGUGGAGACUGUGGGUGUGGGACAGUCCGAGUUUGCAGUGGCUGAUAUGGUCGACAUGUUUGUGCUCCUGAUUCCUCCAGCAGGGGGCGACGAACUCCAGGGUAUCAAGAGGGGCAUCAUAGAGAGAGCCGACCUGGUGGUGGUCACCAAAGCGGACGGGGACUUGCUGGUUCCUGCCAGGAGGAUCCAGGCCGAGUACACCAGCGCCCUCAAGCUGCUGCGGAGACAGACGCGAUCCUGGAACCCAAAGUCUGCAGGCCAGCUCUAA